AUUUAAACUCAGAGUUCAAUCAGGGCAAUGCAGCAGUUUCAUCUGGAAUGCAUUCAUAGUUUUUGUCUCGGUUAAUCUAAACGGACCCUGUGCUCCCAGAGCUCGACGAUCUCUGUCGUGAACGCUUUAUGCAUGAUCUGUGCCAUGGCCAAGCACAACCCUGACCUGGUCAUGUGCAGGAAGCAGCCAGGGAUCAGCAUCGGCCGUCUCUGCGAGAAGUGUGACGGGAAGUGCGUGAUCUGUGACUCCCUCGUCCGUCCCUGCACACUCGCCCAUGUCUGUGAUGAGUGCAACUUCGGGUCCUGUAUGGGCCGUUGCGUUGUCUGUGGAGGGGUAGGGAUCUCUGACGCAUACUACUGCAAGGAGUGCACGCAGCUGGAGAAGGACCGGGAUGGGUGCCCAAAGAUCGUUAACCUAGGCAGUGCUAAGACUGAUCUUUUCUAUGAACGUAAGAAAUAUGGAUUUAAGAAAAGAAUAUGAAUGAUGAUCAAAUGUUGUAUUCGCGUUCGCUUGACCUAGGUGAGUUGAAGUUAAUUUCAAAAUCAUAUAUAUCCCGAACAUUUUGAUGAUUAUAUAUGGUUUACCCUCAUGUCCUUAAAGAAAAAUAUAUUAGU
Messenger RNA from Punica granatum (pomegranate), 614 nucleotides. The record is from RefSeq and is a predicted model, not a curated record. Lineage: Eukaryota; Viridiplantae; Streptophyta; Magnoliopsida; Myrtales; Lythraceae.